UAUUAAAGCAUGCGAAGACGCGACCAAAGAGCUGAAGCAAAAAGGAAAAGUUUUCACGAAGAACCAUGAAGCUAUUAACACAGCAGGUAAAAAUAAAUUAUUGUAACCCGUCAUAGUGUUCGUCAUACUAAAUUAAUUUAAUACCACAUUUUGUUGUUUUCAGACUUGUUUGAUAUAUACCAUUGUCGAUACUUAGAUCCAGACAUUGGACCAAGACACCUCCAAAAGAAAGUCCAGCUUGACAUCAGGUACUAUUUUGCCCGUCGUGGAGCAGAAAAUAUGCAUAAAAUGACGAAAACAACCUUUGCAGUCAAACUUGAUGAAAAAACUGCGAUGAAGUAUGUGAUAAGAGCUGAAGAUGAAGCAACAAAGAAUCAUAAAGCGAAUGAAAAUGAUAUUGUCACUUGUUACAUGCCCUCCAUGGUUGAUAAGAAAUAUUGCCCUGUACGAAGCUUCAUUAUGUAUACAGAAGCCCUUCAUCCUACUUCUAAAAAACUCUGGCAAACUCCUAAGUUCAACUUAUUUCCUACUGAUGGUCAAAAGGUUUGGUAUGGUCCCGGCAAUGUUGGGCACGAUUCGCUUGAUAGCUUCAUGUCAAAAUUGGCCAAAAGUUGUGGGAUUCGCACGAAAAGGUUACACCAACCAUAG
Paramuricea clavata is the source of this 648-nucleotide messenger RNA. The record is from the annotation of a GenBank genome assembly. Lineage: Eukaryota; Metazoa; Cnidaria; Anthozoa; Malacalcyonacea; Plexauridae.